Messenger RNA from Cryptotermes secundus, 1938 nucleotides. RefSeq lists its product as uncharacterized. The record is from RefSeq and is a predicted model, not a curated record. Gene Ontology annotation, cellular component: Golgi apparatus. Lineage: Eukaryota; Metazoa; Arthropoda; Insecta; Blattodea; Kalotermitidae. Gene Ontology annotation, biological process: protein O-linked glycosylation via mannose.
CAGGGGCCGCGUGGACCAUGCGGAAGGGCUCCAACUCCCUGUGCCUCCUCAAGGCGUACUCCUGCGCCAUCUUGGCUGUCGUCAUCACUGGCUACUCUUUCUUCGCAGGUACACAAUCGGGAGAUGUUAUACUGAGAAGGAUUCUGAAGCCGACUCAAGAUGGUGUCAGUCACCACCGCGAGAUUGCAGCACAAAUAGCUGACAUAUCCACAGCACUCAGAAGCAGCGAAUGCAAAGUCGAUCCGCGAAUUCUCCUGAGACUGAACACCAUUGCCGGCCAGUUGGACCCUCGCGUCUCAAUCAGCAACUCUCAGGCCCUGACAUCCUCGGGAGGUAAACACACCGACGCUUGCAACGACACGGACAACACAAGAGGAGAUCACCAGCUCUACCAACAAAACGAGCCUCUGCUGUGCACAGGUGCAGAAAGCAAGCGACCAAUCAGCGAGCUCAUCACCAUCCUCGUCAACAAUGUCGAUUCUAAAAUGUUUACAGAAAGACUACAGGUUCUUUUGGACGGUAUCCGUGGUUAUCAUCCGUUUGUUCCCGUCCUCGUGGCUGAUGUCAGUCCGAAUGCAUCAUCGUACUGGAAGAAAACAUUCUCUCCCGCAAGAAAUCACGGGAAUAUCCGGUUAAUAUCUGUCGAACCGCGACUCGUACAGACGCCAGGAGUAAUAUGGAAUCUCCUUAUCGAAGAAGUGACGACUCCUUAUGUGCUCAUUGCUCGAGACUUGUCGCAUUUCAACGCGUAUUCUAGGUUAGAACGACAGAUUCAUAUGAUUGCAGCGUCGGGCGCUAUCGGAGUUGCAGGUGGUGCGCACAGGAACUUGACAGGACACUGGAAGGUCGGGUGCUACCAGACGGACAUCAAGAACUAUUUCUUGAGGAUUACUGAAGGCUAUAAGCAUUCCGCAAGCGGAUGCAUGUUUUGUGAUCACCUAGAAGGUCCCUUUGUGGCGAGGACAAUUGUAAUGAGGGAUGUGAAGUUGAACCGAGAACUGCCAGAGGAUAUCCUCUUCAACGAUUGGUUUCUGCGCCUCAAGCAAGCCGGCAUCCUCGGGGUAAACUGUCCAGACGCGAUGUACUUCACACAGGGACGUGGUAAUUUUAAUGAUCAGCCACAAAGUUCGUGGCUGAAGCUAGCGAAACAGUGGGAAGUGCAUAGAAUAUUCGUGCCUCCAAAUGUUGUAUACUUGUUCUCGUGCAAAGAAGUUGGAUUGUCUUGCGAAACGUCCAAAAGGCUCAAAGAACAUCUGAUGCCGUCCUGCUGCUUGGUUCAAAUGGCGCGGGCGUGGAAAACUGUGGACGAGUUCGCAUCCAGGUAUGGUAUCGGAUAUGAACUGGCAUCCGGUUCGAUUCUGGGGGCGGUGACACUCAGAACGCAUCUGCCUUGGGCCACGGAUGCUGCCAUUCGUUUCGACGCCAGAGAGUAUGCAACAUUCUUCAAAAAACAGAAGAUUUUCAACAAUAAAGGUCUGAAACUAAAAGCGUUUAACCCUGAAGGAAAGGGAUACUUCCAGGUGUGGACACCUGAAGUCAACAUAGAAAUGUGGGGCGCAGACACACUGACAGGCAUCUUCCUUCCGGCGGACGUGAGAGAGGUGCCCACCAGGGUAUACAUGUUAGGGGCCUGGGUGAGGGGGGUUGCUAACCCCGGUUUGUACGCCUGGAACAAGUAUGGAUCCAACUACUUGAAACAUUCCAUUAGCCACAACGGCAGUUCAUAUGAGCGAUACACGUCGUCUUGGCCACCAUGCCCAAACCCACAGCAUCACGCGUGCCUUGAGCACUACCCUACAGAUGGCAGCAUUGACUUUGUGCCCCAUAUGGUGCAUUGAAGCUGCCCCCGAUUCAAGUAAGCAGUGCGAAAGGAAUGAAACCUCCCCCUUUAAAUACGAACCGGAUAUCGAGUUUCAUACGUCAUUUGAAUACGUGUCA